CGCUCAAUCUCCGCCCCUCUUCGACAUCAGUAGCGGAAGUUCCGUUGUGAUCUGGAAUAGCGAGCGUACCCCCUACAGUGUAUGUGUGGCAACAACAUGUCUGUGCCGCUGCUCGCCGAGGCUGUGACGGUGUCGGGGACGGAGAAGGAGACCGCUGCGGUGAUCUUUCUUCACGGGCUGGGAGAUUCAGGGCAUGGCUGGGCAGAUGCUAUGACAUCUAUCAGGCUGCCAUAUGUGAAGUACAUCUGCCCCCACGCACCCCGAAUCCCUGUUACUCUUAAUAUGAAGAUGACCAUGCCAUCAUGGUUUGACCUCAUGGGGUUGAGUCCCGAGUCUCCGGAGGAUGAGCCUGGAAUCAAGAGAGCGGCAGAGAACAUUAAGGCCAUCAUCGAACACGAGGCAAAAAAUGGGAUCCCAGCCAAUCGUGUGCUGCUGGGCGGGUUCUCGCAGGGCGGGGCUCUCUCUCUUUACACGGCCCUCACCUGUCAGCACCAGCUGGCAGGUGUGGUCGCUCUCAGUUGCUGGCUGCCACUUCACAAGUCCUUCCCCCAGGCAGCGAGUGGGAGUGGGAACAGGGAGAUGCCCAUCCUGCAGUGUCACGGGGAGAUGGACCCCAUGAUCCCGGUGCAGUUUGGAGCCAUGACUGCCGAGAAGCUCAAGACCAUUGUCUCCCCACAGAGAGUCACCUUCCGCACUUACCCCGGCCUCAUGCACGGCUCCUGUCCUCAGGAGAUGUCUGUAGUGAAGGAGUUCAUUGAGAAGCAGUUGCCCCGAAUCUGACCUCACUUUGAUCCCACUGUGACCCUAGACAGUGACCCCUCACCCCUGACCUGCCAUUCUCCCCCCAGGAAACAGCCAUGAGCACCCCAUACACACAUGUGUGCACAUACACAUACACACAUACACACAUACACACACGCAAACACACACAAAUAAAAAGAACAGCUCAAACACUGUACACACUGUCUCUAUACGCACAUUGUCAACACACACUGAAACGCGCAUACAAAGUAAACAGCGCAGGCUUUACAUAGUCUUAUCUGUGAGGGAGAGUCACUGACUGACACAGUACACACCCCCACUCUUUCUAAUCUCACUUUCCCCUGUCCUUGGUCUCUCUCUCGCUCUCUCUCUCUCUCCCUCCCUCUUCCUCUCCCUGAGCACUCACUGUCUCUCCAAUGCUGUGUGUGUCAGUAAGUGUAUCAGUUUAGCUGAUGGUUAUUCCAUCUCCCCAUUAUAAAUUACACCCAGUAUUAUCAGCUCUGGCCGGUCUCUGAACAGACAGUUUAAUUGAGCUGCAGUUCUGAUGGGACCCUUGUGUAUUUUGGUCCCAUCUGGAGUGACUCAGGCUGCUCCAUUCUGCAUGCAUUACCCACAUGCACUGGUGCUGUGGUGGUUCUCUGCUCGGGUUAUGGAGCCACCUCUGCUGGUCAUGGGUUUUACUUGCUUGUACUAAUGUCUCACACACAAAAAACUUAAAUGAAUCCAAAUAAAGAAAACUACUGAUUAAUUCGAAUUUGCCACUAUGUUCUGUUCUUGAGUAUGACGCAAGCUUUUUAUGAAACAUUUUAUGAAAUGUAUUCUCUGUUUGUGAGCUUGGUUGAAAAUAUGGCUCAUGGAUUUAAAAGCUCAGUUGAAGAAAAUACUCAAGAACAUGAGCUUGCUUGCUGAGAAGUGGUCCACCAGGGGGCACUCUAGGCAGCCGUCUCCUCGGCAGCAUGUUGGUCUGAGAUGCACAAUAACGUCUGGUUCUGUAACGUCCUUUAAGGCAUUUGAAUGUAUUAAAAACGAAAAAAGAGUCACAAAUUCUUUUCUUUUCGCCCUUUAAUAAUGUGUAUGGCAUCUACUAUGCUACAGUUUUUGUUUAAAGAUUUGGGGAUAGUCUGCAGAGCGCAUGGUUCGGGUUCUUAACAGGUUGAAUCACUCCAGUGGGUACCAGCUGCAGACCCAUACAGAACUUAUGUGUUGCUCAAAUUCCACAGGAAGUGGGCAUAUCAGUAUGGGGUCUCAUUGGUUAGCACAUGGUGAGUGCUAUCUUCAGAGUGUUGCUCAGAAAUGGGGGAAGGGGUGAGAGCGUGGGAAUGAUAGACAGUGGCAAUUGAAAAGCAAGGGGGGGGGGGUAUUAAAUAUAUCCCAAAUUUGAAAUGUCACAGACUAUAAAGUUGAAUCAUUAUCAGUUUGAACCUAUUCCUGCUGAGAACUGACCAAUAGUAUGAUACAUUACAGGUAGCCUCUUUUAGAUUGGACUGAUAUUACUUACUGACACUCGCAAGCAAACUGAGGGUUAAAGGUCGGAGUUCACCUUGCACAGCACUGUCAUAACACACCUGUUAAUAUGACUACAAAGAGAUGAAGCUUUGUAAAAAAAAAUAGCAAAAUAUUAGGGCAUAACCUUUUAUAAAUAAUCAUGAACAACUAGAGGACGCUGGACUAGACAUCAGAGUUCAACUAUGAAGGAGAGUUGGGAUUUAAAACAAAGGUGUUGUAGUUUCUUUUUGUGAAUGCCCCCUUCCCAUUCAUUUUGAUUUCCCUGUAUUUCUGACAUUGAUUUAAAAUGUUAAAAUGUUUAAAAUGAGAGGGAAAAAACAAGUCUGUAUUAAUUCUCUUUGGCUUCUGAAGAAUGUUUUUUUGCUCCAUCGCUACUAUUACAGAAUUUCCCCAGCAUUCUGUAUCAUUCCAACCCCUAACCCCUGUAAGAAGUUCUGCUAUACUUUUCUCUUUUUGUCCUCUCUCGUUCAAUCUCAGCUGUUUAUUCUUUCCUCCUCCUGCUUAUCUGUACAUCUGCCCUUGUUCCAUUCCUGCUCCAUUGCCAGUUCUCUCCCUCCCCUUGGUCUUGUGUAAUCAGGAGUGCUAAAUGUAGCCCCUGGCCUCUGGUUCCUUUCUGUGUCAAGGGGGAGGGAGGGGUGCCACUUGUCUCACCGUCUCCCUGCUUUAUCUCAUUUGAUCUGAGUUGACUUUUGUUUUGUGGAUCGACCCUGUUUUCUUGUUGUGAUCGCUUUUCCCUGCCUGCUGAAGGGCGUGAACGUUGGUGUCUCCUCCCACGCCUAGUUCUGGUUUUGAUUGGUCCCCACAUAUAAACAAACUUGUGUGGGUCAAAACUGAGGGCUCAGUGGGUUGUGUCUGCCAGCCAUGAGUUUUUUUUUUUUUGUUUUUUGUUUUCAGAUGAAUUUAAAAAGUCUUGUUUCGGUAGUCUGUUUUUCCUUUUUUGUCACAUUGUGUUGUUAUUUCUGUGUUGACCGAUUUACUGACUGUAAAUGUAAUGGGAGAUAUAGACCCUUGGAUUGAGUAAGGAGACAGUCAGUUCUUUGAUUUCUGUUUUGUU
Molecule: messenger RNA, 3322 nt
Organism: Megalops cyprinoides (Indo-Pacific tarpon)
Lineage: Eukaryota; Metazoa; Chordata; Actinopteri; Elopiformes; Megalopidae
Gene: lypla2
Product: lysophospholipase 2
Exons: 10
Coding region: 82-780 (232 amino acids)
Biological process (GO): protein depalmitoylation
Cellular component (GO): cytoplasm
Molecular function (GO): palmitoyl-(protein) hydrolase activity; carboxylic ester hydrolase activity
Source: RefSeq, a predicted model, not a curated record